This is a messenger RNA of Brassica napus (rape), 897 nucleotides long. RefSeq lists its product as uncharacterized. The coding region runs from base 1 to 897 and encodes 298 amino acids. The record is from RefSeq and is a predicted model, not a curated record. The transcript has 4 exons. NCBI's taxonomy places the organism in Eukaryota, Viridiplantae, Streptophyta, Magnoliopsida, Brassicales, Brassicaceae.
AUGAGGUUGAUCUACUUGUUCGUGAUAAUGGGUGUGGUGAUGGGGAGAGAUGAGAAGGUGAACAUCCCUCAUAUAUACAUCAAGCUGGUGAUGGAUCUUGACAAGCUUCAGAAGUUCCAUUGGGGUCUUCACUCGUAUGACUUCUUGUUGAGUUCCAUUGAGAAGGCUAGGAAGAAGUUGGUUAAGAAGAACAGCUACAUUUUCGAGGGUUUCUCCUAUGCUUUCCAGAUUUGGAUUAUGGAAGCAAUUCCGGAUUUUGGAGAAAUAUGUGGCAGAAGAGUCACAGACAGUUUCAGAGUUCCAAGUUGUAGCAAUUGGAAAGGAGUUGCAAAAGUUUCUAAUGAAGACAUCAUUCAACGUGAGAACUCAUUUACUGAGAAGGGUGACUUGUUCUCGGUCAUCUCAGUGACUGGUAAUGGUGAUGUGUUUUUGCAUGCUGAUUAUACAAGAAAGGAUGAGAUGGAAGAUGAACGAGUGGACUUUCUUCUCAAUAUGAUUAAAAACAAGUUUGAUUGGAGCAAUACAAAAUGGCCAGUUAUAGAACCUGAAGAGACUGAAAUGGAGGAAGCCGAUAUAGAGGAUAUAAAGUCAGAAGCUGAUAAGAGUGUGAAUGAUACUGAUAUUGCAGAAGACGUGGGGACAUCUUCAGUUAAUGUAACUGGAAAAGGCAAGAGAAAAAUUCACGAUGAAGGAGCCGAGACAAGAAAGAAGAAAACGCAAAUGGCGAAUAUGAAGAGCAUGUUUAAAGAGAGAAUGGGAAACAUGGGGAGUGAGGUUUCACAGCUCAGGGAAGCAAUCAGUUUGAGUGCCGAAGGAAGCGUUCCUAAGAGCAAAACCGAUGAAGCUCCACCUAAGAGAAAAACCAUUCAAGCUCCAGCAAAGAAAAAGGAUGCUUGA